CGGCAACCUAGGUGCCACGGCGGACGGAGUGCCGAGCCACACCGCGUGCCAUUCCGCUCAGCCGAGGCACCAUGCUCGUCCCAGACAGAUUCGCCAUGUUUCUGCUGCUUUACGCCCAGGAGGCGAUCGAGCGGCCCGCCCCUGGUGACCCGCAGGGGAGCGCCAGGGGCCGGGCACCGCGAGCGCAGAACCUGCCGGACUGUACCGUUGACGACCUGCACGAACGACCGCGGCAAUCCACAGAAGAAACGAAUCGUUGCGAGAGAGGAAACAAACGACUGCCUCCAAGGGAACCCGCCGUUAGUGGAACAUUCGCAGCAACAGCCAUCGUUGCGAAUGAAAAUGUAGUCUGGAAUCUUCCUCUUCAUUACAGACGAAAUCUAACGUUUUGAGAAUGGGACUAAAAUGCUUGCUACCUCCAUGCGUAACCCAACCUUCCACCUUCAUGUAUGACUAAAUCUACUGUAUCAAAUCAGAUCGAUCACUUCAGCCCAGACCCGACCAGUCCGUCUAAACUACAGUCACCCCCACACCUCCAGUUGCCUUGGCG
Penaeus monodon (black tiger shrimp) is the source of this 550-nucleotide messenger RNA. RefSeq lists its product as uncharacterized. The transcript is spliced from 2 exons. NCBI's taxonomy places the organism in Eukaryota, Metazoa, Arthropoda, Malacostraca, Decapoda, Penaeidae. The record is from RefSeq and is a predicted model, not a curated record. The coding region runs from base 72 to 392 and encodes 106 amino acids.